UUUUAUUUAAUUAUUUUUAUUUAAUUUUAUUUAUUUAAUUUAUUUAUUUUUAAAUAUAUUUUAGAUAUUGAUAAUUUUGGAAUAUGUAAAUUAGUGAAAAUUAGUGAAAAAAAGUUAAUUUAUGUGAACAUGUACAAAAUUGAACAAUUUGAUGAAUAAUAUUUUGGAACUAAAACGGAGAAUUGACCAGAUUAUCAAUUCACUCAGUAACGGAUCAUACAACCAAGCCACAGAGGGGAUAUUGUGUGAAUUGGAGUCGUUGAGUAUUGAUCGUGAUGUGCUGCAGUCGACACGGAUCGGUUCUUCAUUAACUAAACUUUCUAAACUACUCGCACCUCACUCAAAAGAACACUCACAACGACUAAUCACACUCAUCAAUAACUGGAAAAAUCAACUCAGAUCACCCAAACGAAUCAAACACAAUUCACACUCCAACUUCAACAACUCCAACAACUCUACAGAUUCUGUUAACAAUGUUGAUCCUGGGGACACAGUUACUACUCAGGAAACUAAUACUAACACUACCAACACUGUAGACAGUGUGAACAAUGUGGAAAAUGUGGACGGUGAUGAAUUAGUGCCUGAGUACGCGGGUCCGUUGCGUAAUGAUUUACACCGUGACAAGGCGUUGAGAUAUUUGUUCAGGUGUUUCCUGUUGGGUCAGGACUUUGGUCCAGAGUUAACGCGUUUAUCGGAGUUGAUAAACUCUAUGGAAUUAUCAUUGUACGACCACUACGUGGUGGAAAAUGAUAACCGCAAAGCGUACAAUCAACAGCUAAAAUGCAUAGCAUUUAACCUAAAAGACGUGAAAAACACAAUUUUAAACUAUAAACUGUAUAAUAAAAUGAUUACAGUUGAUGAGUUGACCAGGAUGACCUCGUUGCAAAUGGCCUCGGAUGAGAAAAAGUUACAGCGGAAUGAGAUUUUAGAACAGUCUCUAGAGGCGUGUCAGUCUGACUGGGCCAUCAAAAAUAUAUUCCUAGCCAAGAAAUCAGCAGGACAAUUCAAGUGUAACAAGUGUAACUCCAAAGUUACAACUUAUUAUCAGCUACAGACAAGGUCGUCAGAUGAACCCAUGACCACAUUUGUUACGUGCCUAAACUGUAAAAAUCGGUGGAGAUUCUAAUUCUAAUAUACUAACUUUAUA
Molecule: messenger RNA, 1147 nt
Organism: Theileria parva strain Muguga
Lineage: Eukaryota; Apicomplexa; Aconoidasida; Piroplasmida; Theileriidae
Product: transcription elongation factor S-II protein
Exons: 2
Coding region: 152-1126 (324 amino acids)
Biological process (GO): DNA-templated transcription
Cellular component (GO): nucleus
Molecular function (GO): nucleic acid binding; zinc ion binding
Source: RefSeq, a predicted model, not a curated record